Messenger RNA from Durusdinium trenchii, 1854 nucleotides. Lineage: Eukaryota; Dinophyceae; Suessiales; Symbiodiniaceae. The record is from the annotation of a GenBank genome assembly.
GGCUCAGUAUCUGAGGGAGAAAGCUCCAUCUCAGAAAUUCAUCAAUUUUCCGAGGGACACGAAGUCGUAGACUUGCACCCUAUGGAAACGACAGAGUCCAGCCGCCCAGAGAGGGACUUCACAGGCGUUGCCGAUCACGGCGAUGAUGUGGAGAAUGAUAUGCCGAAGCUUGAGGAGAAAGAAGUUGAACAGCAAGCAGCAAAUCAGGAGCCUCCACCACCAAGGCGUGUGAUGCUUUUGGUCAUGCUUUGCAUGUUUCAAGGCUAUGCGUCAAUGGUGGGCCCACUUCAAUCAGCUUACAAGCAUGAGCUCGGAAUUACACACGGGACAGACGCAGCUCAUGCUUUCACGCAAGCAGCUGUGGGCGUUCACUAUGGGAAGCUUGUGGCACGACUGGGGCACAAUGUGUUUUUUUGCGUGUCUCAGCCCAUGGACACGUGUCAUCAUUGCAAUGUGCUUCAUGCUCAUUGGAGUUCUCAUUCCUCCAGUGUUGGUUUUCUCCGCAGGCUGGCAUUGGGUUGGCACCGUCUUCAUUGCGUACAUGCUCUCUGGCUUGGGCUUGGGCAUUUUUGAGGUGACGUUUCUCAGCGUCAUUACGCCACUCGGCAAGGCGACCAAGUCAUGGGCCAUUAUCGGAUGUCCUGCUGGCUUUGCCACCAUCAACAUUCUAGGACUCACCUUGAGCUCAUUUGGGCUUCCCAUCGUGUCCCUGUACUGGUACAUUGCUGCUUGUUUGCCAAUGGGACUGGCCAUCUUCCUGAUGUACGCCCCCAGAGGCCAGACGGAGCUCAAGACCGCCAAUUUUGGGGUCUCCUUGCGACAAGCGUCCCAGUGGAUGCCGGGAAUGGUACCUUUCUUUGCAGCUCAGUUCCUAAGCCACUUUGCCAUGGAAAACUGGCCGGCCAUUUUCUACAUGUUCCAUCCUCCUAUGGUGCCACUCUUCAACCCCAAGAGUGACGAACAUCUCAUGAAAUGGGGGCAGUUCUUUGCGAUUACUUACAUCUUCAUCUUUUUGGGUGAUUCGAUCAGUCGACGCAUUGCAAUCUACCUCUCUACACCCAGCUUAAAGAAGAGGUUGCUUUAUUUGGGAAUGGCGAUGGUUCUCAUCGCUUUGGGCCUCUACCUCGAGUCCUUGGCGAUUGCGAUCAUCAUCCCUUUGGCCAUUUUCAUGAUCUUCUGGGGCAAUGGUACCAUCUAUGGUCUCACUGCGAAUCAUGUAGACAAACAAGUGCCAAGUGAGCACAAUUUGGCCUCCUACUCCUGUUGGUGCUUCAUUGGGGACUUGGGGGCCAUUCUUGGAGGCAUUUUGGUGGAAAAUACGCACGAUUUGUUUUGUAGAGGCCAUGAAGGCCCAUUCGAAUGUUGAGGUCGUUCGUUGGAAGGCAAUCAAGAGAAUUGCUACAAAAGGCAGCCAAGAGGGCUGCAGAAAUUCGGCUAGGUAUCCUUGUGGCAAACACUGUUUGCAAUUUCGUGCUUUGCACUCCCAUACUGCAUGCGAUUGGGCAAAUCAGUACCAAUGUAAAGGUACAGAGUCACUCCUUAAAAUGCGCAGCACCUCUACAGUUGUGCUUGGAGAAUUCCAGAGAAGUCGGUAGUCUUGCCCAACCAGAGACGACUUGUUGCCACCUGCAGAAUGCAGAAGCAUCUGGUCGAUGGUCCGGAGGAAUAAAAAGCAAAGACGAGCACGUUGUUACUUUUGCAAAAAACAUUACAAAGCAAUGGCCUCCAACCUAUGAGGGGUCAUGAUAGACAUGGUGUCACACGCAAGCCACACGGUCGUGUGAACCACUUGGCUCACAGGUGAGCCAACCAGCGGACUGCGCUUGCAGCCCAUUUGAUGCGACCGCUGGGUGG